AUGUCACGGCAAAUCACUGUCGAUGAUAUUCCGAAGGCAGUGUUGGUGGGCAACCCGCUCCUGUACUUUACCACCGGCUUUGUGAGUCUGUGUGUCUUUCUUUUUGGAUACGACCAGGGUUACUUCAGCUCGAUUUUGACAAACCACUAUUUCAAGGAGUAUUUCAACUAUCCUACGGCUCUAGAAAUCGGUACUGUGGUGGCAAUUCUGGAGAUUGGUGCCCUGAUCUCGUCGCUGAGUCUGGGCCCCAUUUCUGACAAGCUUGGCCGCAGAAAAACCACCCGGCUUGGUGCCCUGAUCUUCUGCAUCGGAGGCACGGUCCAGUCGUGUUCCAAGUCGGUGUCGCAUCUUGCCGUUGGCCGGUUCAUUUCUGGUAUCGGCGUUGGGUUUCUGUCAGGCACAGCACCCUCGUUCCAGGCAGAGAUCUCUGCUCCGGAGAACCGUGGACUGCUGGGAUCUGCACAGUUUACCGGCAACAUCAUGGGCUACGCCUCGUCGAUCUGGAUCGACUACGGCUGCAGUUUUAUUGAGAGCGACCUCUCGUUCCGCAUCCCGCUGAUGCUGCAGGUUGUCUUUGGAUCGAUCCUGUUUUUCGGCAGCUUCGCACUGGUGGAAAGUCCUAGAUGGCUGCUGGAGCACGACCACGACGCAGAGGGACUCGUUGUCAUUGCGGACCUCUUCUCAGGAGGCCAUGUCCACAGCGACAGGGCGCGCGAGGAGUACAAGACCAUUAAAGAGUCCGUCCUUAUAGGCCGGCUGGAGGGAAGUCUCAGCUAUCUCGAUGUUUUCAGAAAAUACCCUAGACGGAUAUUCAUGGCCAUGAGUUCGCAGAUGUUUGCACAGUUCAACGGUAUCAACGUGAUCUCGUACUAUGCUCCACUGGUGUUCGAACACGCUGGCUGGGUUGGCAGAGACGCUAUUCUACUCACCGGUAUCAAUGCCAUUUUGUAUGUUCUCAGCAGCAUUCCACCGUGGUACCUGACAGAAGCAUGGGGCCGCAAGCCGGUGCUGAUUAUGGGCGGACUGGUUAUGGGAGUCAGUCUGUGUGCCGUCUCGUACUUCAGCAAGUCCGAGGCGUCAAACAGCGCUACCAUGGUUGUGAUUUUUGUCAUGAUCUACAACUCGUUUUUCGGCUGCAGUUGGGGCCCAGUCGGCUGGCUGAACGUUGAAGUGCUGCCUACCAAAGCCCGUGCCUCGGGAGCUGCCAUGGCGACGGCCACGAACUGGCUGUGCAACUUCAUUGUCGGAGAACUCGCACCUAUUUUGCUCGAAAAAAUCAAAUGGAGACUAUACCUUAUCCACGCCACCUCGUGCUUCAUCUCUGUUGUGACUGUGUGGUUUGUGUUCCCAGAAACCAAGGGCCUGAGUCUUGAGGAGAUGGACAGCAUUUUCGACGACAGAUCAUCGGUCUACUCGACGCAUUCCGGCAACCUCUCUGGCUUUGGAUCCACAAACGACCUGGAGGCCUGGAGCAGCAGGUCAGGAAUGAUCACGGGCCACGCUCCUCAGGCUGCAAGACAUCCAGGCGCUCCAGAGACGAACCCGUUGUUGCCAAACAACAAGCCGUUCAUCUUGCCACAGGAUAUCGAGCCACCAGACCUGGCUACCAUCUACAAGUAUAAGACAGACGACUCGCACUCUCUGCGAGGCUCGCUGCGCAAGGGCUCUGAGGCGGUCUCGUCUAUUUUCCGAUUCAACAGAUCCAACAACGACGAAGCAAGCAUGGCGUCCGACGCAGUGUCCGAAAGAUUCAUAAAUACUUCACAUUGA
Ogataea angusta is the source of this 1770-nucleotide messenger RNA. RefSeq lists its product as uncharacterized. Lineage: Eukaryota; Fungi; Ascomycota; Pichiomycetes; Pichiales; Pichiaceae. The coding region runs from base 1 to 1770 and encodes 589 amino acids. Gene Ontology annotation, cellular component: membrane. The record is from RefSeq and is a predicted model, not a curated record. Gene Ontology annotation, molecular function: carbohydrate:proton symporter activity. Gene Ontology annotation, biological process: transmembrane transport; carbohydrate transport. The transcript has a single exon.